AACAUGAUAACUAUAUUUGCACUUCCUGUCAUGAAGUAGCUCAAAAUCCAGACAUGCGGUGAGCAUGUUGUGCACUAGAUUGUCUUUGGUUCCAUUUGUUUUAAUAAUAUACUAGUAAUAACUUGACAACAUCAUAUUAGGUACCUACUCAAACUGAAGGUACGCGAUGGCACGGCAACAACAACUUUCGUGGUUUUUAACGAGGUAGCAAAGAGACUUUUAGGCAACAUAUCUGCAUCGACCCUAUUAGAGCAGGAGGGAUUAAACAACACGGUACCAGAUGUUAUUCAGAAUCUUUAUGGCAGAACACUCAUAUUCCGACUGAAGUUAAAUUCAAGGAAUCUAGAAGAGUGUAUGGAAAAUUUUAAAGUGAGCUACACUUUUGAAGUUGAUGACAAACUUGAGAUGGAAAAUUCAAAUGAAAUGGCUGAAGAGGGCAUACUAGAAAGGCAAGACACACGAGGUUCUUCAAAUUCUGAUAUGCACAAUUUCCAUAACAAGGUGAACCACUCCUCCAAGAAUGCAACAAAUGAUGAGAAGAAGGAUAUGUGCAGAAAGGAAACCUCAAUAUCAUCCAACAAAAAACAACAACGGAGGACAAAGAUACAGAAGUCUAGCAAAAGAUAUGAAAAAGAUGUGAGACCAGUUGCUUCUAGAACAGUUGUUAAAAUUGAAGCUCCUGAUGACGAGGUAACAAAUUGAAAAAAAUUGUCUCACUGUAUAUGCAUUCAUAAUUGAUUACGGCCUAUUUAUUUAUGACAUAACAAAACA
This is a messenger RNA of Triticum aestivum (bread wheat), 771 nucleotides long. RefSeq lists its product as uncharacterized. The record is from RefSeq and is a predicted model, not a curated record. The transcript has 3 exons. Lineage: Eukaryota; Viridiplantae; Streptophyta; Magnoliopsida; Poales; Poaceae. Bases 355 to 702 code for a protein of 115 amino acids.